AUGUUUAAUAAUACAAAUAAAAUUAUAGAAAUUGAAAGAAAUAAUAAUAAAAAUAUUGAAAAGGAAUUAUUCUAUAAAUAUUUAAAUGAAAACGAACCUAUAAUAUUCACAAAAUUUUCAACAGAUUGGGAAGCAUUAUCAAAAUGGAAUGAUCCCAACUAUCUCAUCAAUAUUAUUGGUAAUGAUCAUAUAGUGGAUGUUAACAAAUGUUCAUUUGGUGGUUAUUAUAAAGAUAUUAUCAAAAUUAAAUUCUCUGAAUUCAUAUCAAAAUCAAUAAAUAAUCAAUUUGAUAAUUUUGAUUUAAAUGGAAAUAAAAUUAAAAAAGUAAAUAAACCUUAUUUAAGGAAUUUUGAAAUGUUUGAAGAUUUCCCAAUUUUCGAGCAAGAUAUUAAUUGUGAUAUUAUAUUUGACAAAGAUAAACAUAAUUUAAUUGUAAAGAGAGCAUUUAUUGGGAGUGUUGGAUCAGCAACAAGUUUUCAUAUUGAUACUGGUGAUAAUUUAGUUACUGUAAUUAAAGGUUGUAAAUUCAUUGUAAUGAUAUCACCAAAUGAUUCGAAAUUUUUAGAUUUUCAAAAAAGUAGAGAAAUAGAAAUAUCUUUUAAUCAAAAUGAUAAUGAUGGUAUCCCAUUAGAAUAUCAUCCAGCUUUUUCAAAUUGUAAAUAUAUUUAUAAAACUUUAUUAAGAAAAGGUGAAUCAUUAUUCAUACCAAAUAAUUGGACACAUUAUGUUCAUAAUAUAUCUGAUCAUGAUGAUAACUUUAAUGAAGAUAAUAAUAAUAAUAAUAAUUGUAAUAAUAAUAAUAAUUUAACAAUUAGUGUUAGUUGUUGGGGAAAAUCAAUAUAUGAUUUAGUUGUUGGAUAA
Messenger RNA from Dictyostelium discoideum AX4, 861 nucleotides. It is a transcript of the gene jcdB, whose product is annotated as transcription factor jumonji, jmjC domain-containing protein. The record is from RefSeq and is a predicted model, not a curated record. Bases 1 to 861 code for a protein of 286 amino acids. Lineage: Eukaryota; Evosea; Eumycetozoa; Dictyosteliales; Dictyosteliaceae. The transcript has 2 exons.